Molecule: messenger RNA, 4629 nt
Organism: Scylla paramamosain (green mud crab)
Lineage: Eukaryota; Metazoa; Arthropoda; Malacostraca; Decapoda; Portunidae
Product: agrin-like
Exons: 17
Coding region: 267-3347 (1026 amino acids)
Biological process (GO): cell differentiation; multicellular organism development
Molecular function (GO): protein binding
Source: RefSeq, a predicted model, not a curated record
GUGGCCUCAGGAGACAAGGAGAAGGGAGAGGAACGUCACAACAUCAGCCAUGGGAGGGAACAAGCAAGUGGCGGCAGCGGUGAUGGUGGUUGUCGGUUUGUUUACAUUGCCUGCGCAUGGAGGAGUCGUAUCUUUCGAAAGUCGCGCAAAAAGACAGACAGCAACGCAAGAGACCAAUCUAGUAAACGGAGGAGGCGCUGAAGGAGGAAGUAAACCCAGCUGCCCUGAGUUCUGUCCCUUUGACUACACGCCCGUCUGUGGCAGCGAUGGGGUCACCUACACCAACCCUUGCUCGCUGUCCAUGGUGGGCGUGCAGCAAGCCAACCCUCAGCGCCUCCUACAUGGGGCCCUGCGAUCCCUUCCUGACUCCCGACCUCACCACGACCACCGCCCCCCCUGCCCCUACUACCUCGCCAGCGGCAGGGGGCGGGGCGGACAGUGCCGGGCCCAUGUGCCACGGGGUGUGUUCUGCGUUCUUCGCCCCAGUGUGCGGCAGCGACGGCGUCACCUACAGCAACGAAUGCCAGCUGGAGUUUGCCGCGUGCCUGCUGAAGAAGACCAUCACCGUGGUCAAGAAUAGUGCCUGCGAGGAAGCCUCCACCACCACCACGCCGGCGCCCACGUGCUCGCAGAAGUGUACCCGCAUUUCCUUCCCCGUCUGUGGCAGUGACGGCAAGACCUACGAGAACGUGUGCCUGCUGGAGGUGGCGGACUGUGAGAGCAGAGCCGCGGGCGGCGGGAGCGUCAUUGUCGUCGCGGAGGGCCCGUGUGACGCCCCGGCGGAGGUUUCGCCGCCCGUUGCACCCGUCCCGGAGGCGCCCUCGUGCUCAAAGGAGUGCACCCGUAUCUUCCUCCCCGUCUGCGGCAGUGACGGCAAGACCUACAACAACCAGUGCCUGCUGGAGAUUGCUGACUGUGAGAGCAGAGCUGCUGGCGGCGCGGGCGUGACCCUCGCCUCAGAGAGCGCGUGUGACGCCCCGGCGGAGGUUUCGCCACCCGUUGCACCCGUCCCGGAGGCGCCCUCGUGCUCGAAGCAGUGCACCCGCAUCUUCCUCCCCGUCUGCGGCAGUGACGGCAAAACCUACAACAACCAGUGCCUGCUGGAGAUUGCUGACUGUGAAAGCCGAGCUGCUGGCGGCGCGGGCGUGACCCUCGCCUCAGAGAGCGCGUGUGAAGCCACGAUAAAGGAGCCCGCCCCCCCGGUGCCCACGUGCUCGCAGAAGUGCACCCGCAUUUCCUUCCCCGUCUGCGGCAGCGACGGCGAAACCUACGAGAACGUGUGCCUGCUGGAGGUGGCGGACUGUGAGAGCAGAGCCGCGGGCGGCGGGAGCGUCAUUGUCGUCGCGGAGGGCCCGUGUGGAGCCACGACGGAGGCGUCGCCCGCUGUGCCCACCCCGGAGGCCCCUUCUUGCUCGAAGCAGUGCACCCGCAUCUUCCUUCCCGUCUGCGGCAGUGACGGCAAGACCUACAACAACCAGUGCCUGCUGGAGAUUGCUGACUGUGAAAGCCGAGCUGCUGGCGGCGCGGGCGUGACCCGCGUCUCGGAGAACGCUUGUGACGCACCGGCGGAGGUUUCGCCACCCGUUGUACCCGUCCCGGAGGCGCCCUCGUGCUCGAAGCAGUGCACCCGCAUCUUCCUUCCCGUCUGCGGCAGUGACGGCAAGACCUACAACAACCAGUGCCUGCUGGAGAUUGCUGACUGUGAAAGCCGAGCUGCUGGCGGCGCGGGCGUGACCCGCGUCUCGGAGAACGCUUGUGACGCCCCGGCGGAGGUUUCGCCACCCGUUGCACCCGUCCCGGAGGCGCCCUCGUGCUCGAAGCAGUGCACCCGCAUCUUCCUUCCCGUCUGCGGCAGUGACGGCAAGACCUACAACAACCAGUGCCUGCUGGAGAUUGCUGACUGUGAAAGCCGAGCUGCUGGCGGCGCGGGCGUGACCCUCGCCUCAGAGAGCGCGUGUGAGGCCAAGACUGAGGCUCCGCCCUCCGAACCCGUCCCCGCGGCGCCCACAUGCUUACAGAAGUGUACCCGCAUUUUCUCCCCCGUCUGCGGCAGUGACGGCAAGACUUACAACAACCAGUGCCUGCUGGAGGUGGCAGACUGUGAGAGCAGUGCUGCUGGCGGUGGGAGCAUCAUUGUCGUCGCGGAGGGCUUGUGUGGAGCCACGACAGAUGCGCCGCCCGUUGCACCCGUCCCGGAGGCCCCCACUUGCUUGAAGCAGUGCACCCGCAUAUUCCUCUCCGUCUGCGGCAGUGACGGCAAGACCUACAACAACCAGUGCCUGCUGGAGAUUGCUGACUGUGAGAGCAGAGCUGCUGGCGGCGCGGGCGUGACCCUCGCCUCUGAGGGCGCGUGUGCGCGCCCCGAGCCUCCCCCUACGUCCCGCAUCGAGGUGGUGGACGUGGCCGUGUCCUGCAGACGGAAGUGUUCGCAAGUUUCGAAGCCCGUGUGCGGCUCAGACGGCAACACUUACGAGAACGAGUGCCUCAUGGAGGUCGCCAGCUGCCGCGCCAGACGUGAGGGGGGCCGCAGCGUGUACCUGCAGUACGGCGGGUCGUGCGACGAGAUGUUCGAGUCCCUGGGCAGCGGCUGCCGCAGAAAGUGUCCGGAGAAGUACGAGCCAGUGUGCGGCUCAGACGGCCAGACGUACGACAACGAGUGUGUGCUGGAGUCUACCAACUGCGGGCGUUGGGCGCGGAAGGAGCAGGGCGUGUACAUCGUGGACGACGCGCCCUGCGGGGCCAAGCAUGGCAAGACAGAGGUGGACUCCGCCCUCAACAUCGUCCUGGCCUCCUCCUUGUCCUCCCAGCAGUCCUCGCCUCUGGACGCCAACAGCCCCUCCACCCAACUGUCGUCAUCAUCUUCCUCGUCCUCGUGCCAGCAGGCCUGCACGAGGGAGUUCAAGCCCCUGUGUGGAUCAGACGGCGUGACCUACAGCAAUCCCUGCACCCUGGAGGUGGCCAACUGCAAGAGCCGCGCCAGGGGAGAAGUCGAUGUGAUGCUGGAGUUCGAGGGUCCCUGUGUGGCCGCCCUGCCCCGGGGUCCCGAUUGCGUGGGGCAGUGCGACAGGAUGUACAGGCCGGUGUGUGGCAGUGACGGGGAGACGUACAACAACCAGUGUCUCCUGGAGCACGCCGACUGCCUCAACCCCUUCGUGUCCAUCAUUGUGGCGAGCGAAGGGCCGUGUGCCACCAGCGCGCCUCCGGUAGCAGGACCAGCAGCAGGACUUCCCCCUUCAGUCUUCCCGGAGGACUCUGAGGACUCUGAGGAGAAGGAGGAGGAGGAGGAGAGUGAGGAGUUUGCAUCCCUGGGGAGCAUCACUGUCACAGCCUACCAGCAGCCUGCCUGAGAUGACGGAGCGGGUGAAGGGUUGUCAAGGGAAGGAACAAUGAGCGAGGGUGAAGAGUACUCCCUUAAGGAAUUCCUGUUUUAAGACGCAUUCAGUUUCUUCCUUAAAAUGCCAAGUUUCCUAGAGUGAAAUUAAGGGAAGGUGGAGGUUUUUAAGGGGAGGGAAAAUGCGAGACGGUACAUAAUUCUUACUUCCCUUCCAGAGUUCCAUUUGUUUUUUGUUUUUCUUUUUUUAAUCAUACAAGUUUCUUCUUUAAACUGACUUGAAUCUCCUGCAGUAAAAUUAACGAAAAAGUUGUGAAGCUUUCGAGGGGAGGGAAAAAAUUAGACUGGGUACAGAUAAGCCCCUCUAGGAAUUACUUCUUAGGAUCGCAUUUUCUUCGUUAAAAUGACUUAAAUUUCCCGGAAGAAAAAGGUGAAGGCUUUAAAGAGAAGGAAAAAUGAGAGAAGGUGAAAAAAGGAUAUAAUUUCUUGCAGUAAAAUUAAGGGAACAAAGGUGAAUGAUUUAAAGGGAAGGAAAAAUGAGAGAUAAGAUAAAAUACCUCCUUUACGAAUACCUUCAAUAAAUUAAGUUUCCCACACUAAAAUUAAAGGAAGGAUGACUUAAAUGCUUAUCAAUAACUGGAAGAAGAUAUUUUUUUUUCCCUCUGCAGAAUUGUGAAGUAAGAAUGAUAGUAAAUAUGAGGCAGGGUGAUGUGUUGCCAGGGUUUGUGCUCACUGGCCAAGGGAGUCCCAGGCUGGUGCAUGGACGGCUGAUUAUUAUGAUGACUAUUGCUAUUACGACUUUCAGUGUUGUUGAUAAUGUUAUUGUUGUUGGCAGUAAAGGCGUGAAAUGUUUAUACAAAGGCGUGUCUACUAUUGUUAUGGAACUAUUACCACUACUUCUACUAUAAAUAUUAAUGAUAUAUAUAUAUAUUACUACUACUACUACUACUACUACUACUACUACUACUACUACUACAACUAUUACGAUACUACCACCACCAACACAAUCACUUCUAUAACUAUACCACCAGCACCACCACCAUCACUACUAAUACUAAUACUACUACUUCCACUACUACAACAACUACCACUACUACUACUACUACUACUACUACUAAAUCCGAGUGGAACAAUACCACUACACUUUCAACGCGAACAAUUUCCUGCCGCACGUCACUUGUCAAUGAGAGAGAGAGAGAGAGAGAGAGAGAGAGAGAGAGAGAGAGAGAGAGAGAGAGAGAGAGAGAGAGAGAGAGAGAGAGAGAGAGAGAGAGAGAGAGAGAGAGAGAGAGAGAGAG